UGUGAGAAAAAGGAGGAAAGAGAAGGAAAGCGGGAGGGGGGCAGAUCGAAAGAGAGAGAGAGAGAGAAAGAGGGAGGGAGCUUCUGGGAGCGAUUCUGGACCACCACUGAAACACUGCAGUCUUUCUUUUGCUUCUCUGAGGAAACAGUGUUCCCCUUCUGGCUGCCUAACUCUCCUUCUUACUCAUUCUUCUAUGGCUGCGUUGCUAUGACCCUGAUGGACACCUUGAUCUCCUUACCCACCUAGAGAAGAGGAGAAACAAGCUGUAGCGGAGGAGGGGGAAACAAGAGGAGUCGACACCACACACUUUGCCUCUCUGAUGAGAGUCUGGAAAUUAAUUACCCGCCGUCAGCGCAGAGGGGGAGCGCAGAGAGGGGCACGCUUGAUAGAAUAACUGAGUUGAAGAGGUGACUUCUAUACGUGUGGAGAAUAGGCUGGGAAGAGGCGCAGAGUAACCUCUGGCCACUUCACAGAAACAAAAAGGGACAAGUUUGGGUUGACGCGUGAAGCGAGGAGGAAAUUAGGCAAGGCAGUAACUCCACAGGGAUAGCACUUUAGGAAGCCAUAGAAUGGUCCAGUCUCAAGCGUCCUUCACCUUUUCAUCCCUCCUACCAACCUUCCUCUUACAUCUAUAGGGGCAUCCUCAACUCUCAUCUCCUUGUGUUUUAUUAAAUCUUCCUUUUUGCAUGUCAGCAAAAGCACCUCAUCAGCCACAUUCACAUGCUGAACACUCACAUGCACCUAGGAUCAGAGCGCUGUGUUGCAUUCUCAGCCAUCUCAUCAGCUACUGAGUGUAAGAAGUUAAUAUAGCCACUGUAGAGGUGUCAUUAGUUGCUGGAUAUGAGCACCUGUUCUGGAACUUCUCAUGAGAUCAGGUAGGACAUUUCUGGAUCAUUUUGGCUGCUCCACGCAGAUGGGGAUGUGUUAAGCUCUUUGGUCAUUCCCCUGAUUGAAGCAUUAUGAGAUGAAACUGCAGACCGGCUUAUCUCACAGCACACGUCACCUGUGUUUGAGGGAUUACGCUAGGGGAAACAGAGUUGCAGAUUUUACAGGUGGUGUCCCCAGUGUGUGCCAGGUUUGCUGCUGAAUGUAAUGACUCUAAAGGAUUGAAGACAAGGUCAGUUUAGGUAGUGGGACCAUUUUAUGGAAUAAUUGAACCAGCAGCUCCAGUGUUUGUCAGAGGGUCAUAAUUAUCUCAAAGUCUAUUGCUCUGCUCUCGGGGGAGUGACUCCUGGUACCUUAUUGUGGACUAACCUCAAAGCUGAAGCACACAGAGUGAAUAUUAACCACUUUCAAAGGCUGAAUAAACUCCCACAAUGAGACGCUCAAGCACAGAUGAAACCCCGUACCGACGUAGUCCAUCUCUGGACAGCAAACCUGACACUCCACCAUUCACUUCUGGUUUUCACCGAUUCAGUGGGGAGUUUGAGUAUAAGAGACCUCCUUUUGCUUUCGGCUUUCACACAACAAAGGGGCCAAAGAACUCCAACGGGCGCUACGCCCAGGGAAAGAAGUAUGUGGUGUUUUACCUGGACCUCUCCUUCAUAUUCCUUCUAGAACUGCGGCGCUGCAGGAUGGCUGAGGGUUGCAUGAUGGCCCUGCGCUAUGGAAUGGUCUUCUUCAACCUCCUUUUCUGGUUGGGAGGAUGUGGCAUCCUGGGGGUAGGAAUCUGGCUCUCGGUGACCCAGGGAAACUUUGCCACACUGUCUUCAUCCCUUCCCUCCCUGUCGGCAGCCAACCUGCUCAUCGCAGUGGGGACAAUCAUCAUGGUGAUCGGAUGUCUGGGCUGCGUGGGAGCUGUCAAAGAAAGCCGCCCUCUGUUGCUGGCGUUCUUCAUCCUACUUCUACUGAUUUUCUUCUUGGAAAUUCUGUCCAUCAUGCUUUUCUUCAUCUACCAAGAUGAGAUUGAUCACUACGCUCAGAGGGAUUUGAAGAAGGGCCUGCAGCUUUUCGGGACUGAAGGCAAUGUUGGUUUGACCAACGCCUGGAUGAUCGUACAAACUGAUUUUCGCUGCUGUGGAGUCACCAACCAUACAGACUGGUUUGAGGUUUAUAAUGCCACUCGAGUGCCAGACUCUUGCUGCCUGGAGUACAGUGACAACUGUGGACUGGACAACCCAGGAACUUGGUGGACUGCUCCAUGUUACGAGCGAGUAAAGGACUGGCUAAACGAGAACCUGGUGGCACUUUGGAUCUUUGCUCUAUGCACAGCUCUCACUCAGAUCCUGGGUCUGGUCUUCUCUAUGACAAUGUUCUGCCAGACAGUGAAAGUAGAGACUUUCUAUGCCUAGUGAUCGACCCGUCUGCCCUUCGGCGUACUCGGAUUGUUUCUCAUCUGAUAGGGACUCCAAACCCCAAACAACCCCCACCCCCCCAGCCUCGCGUCCUCCCUCUUCUUUGAAAAACUUUUUUUUUUCCCCAAGCUUGUCCUCUGUGUGACAUUUGCUCCAGGAUGUCACCAGUUCACAGUAUUCCUGCUAUCAACCAGCUCAGUGUUAUCCCUUAGUCAUGUUUUGCUCUGUGUUAAAAGCUAAUUUUUGUGAUAUAUUUUACUGAAAAGUAUAACAAACCUGUAUAAAACAAUGUAACCCCUUUUUUAAAUAUGUGUAUUGCUUAAAUUAUUUUAAGAUUUGUUUGUGUUUUGAAAAUAGGAGCUCCAGCUGAGAAAAGCGCACUGGGUUUAGUGCUGCAAAUGCAUGUCUCCUGCAAUGAUGUGAAUUAAAUGUUUUGAGUCGACGAAUCAGCACACGUCAUGUUUUAAUUUCUAAUGCAGGAGAAGCUGAACGUCUUUAAUGUUCUGUUAAACCAGCGGCUGAUAAACAAGAAGAAUCUCAUACAUUUCUCAGGAAGCAGUGCUUAAAAUACUAAAUUCAGUCCCUCUGCUA
Molecule: messenger RNA, 2885 nt
Organism: Cyprinodon variegatus (sheepshead minnow)
Lineage: Eukaryota; Metazoa; Chordata; Actinopteri; Cyprinodontiformes; Cyprinodontidae
Gene: tspan4a
Product: tetraspanin 4
Exons: 7
Coding region: 1317-2291 (324 amino acids)
Cellular component (GO): membrane
Source: RefSeq, a predicted model, not a curated record